ACAAUGACUCUCAACAACGUUACCAUGCGUCGCACCCACAAUAGCAGCCUGCACCAGCAGCAGCAGCGAUGGAGCAUCCCUGCUGAUGGAAAGAACCUGCUGGUCCAGAAAGACUCCAAUGAGUACAACCCACAGAAGCGAUACACCAUCAGCCCCGAUGAAUAUUACAGAAGGAGCUGGUCCUCGGAGUCAUCCGACUCCGUCAUCUCCUCCGAGUCUGGCAGCAACUGCUACCGGGUGGUGUUGAUUGGGGAGCACGGCGUAGGGAAGUCCUCGCUGGCCAACAUCUUUGCAGGGGUGCAUGACAGCAUCGACAGUGACUGUGAGGUGCUGGGAGAAGACACGUAUGAAAGAACCCUGAUGGUGGAUGGGGAAAGUGCAACGGUUAUACUGCUCGACAUGUGGGAUAAUAAGCGUGAGGGAGAAUGGAUUCGAGACCACUGCAUGCAGGUGGGAGAUGCAUACUUGAUUGUCUACUCCAUCACAGACCGAGCAAGCUUUGAGAAGGCCUCUGAACUCAGAAUACAGCUCCGCAGGGCACGCCAGAAAGAAGAUAUUCCCAUUAUUUUGGUUGGAAACAAAAGCGACCUUGUCAGGUGCCGCGAAGUUUCAGUGGCAGAGGGACGAGCCUGUGCUGUCGUGUUUGACUGCAAGUUCAUUGAGACCUCGGCAGCUGUGCAGCACAACGUGAAAGAGCUGUUUGAAGGCAUUGUGCGGCAAGUUCGGCUCCGAAGGGACAGCAAGGAAAAGAAUGAGAAGCGGCUGGCGCUCCAGAAACGGAGAGAGAGCAUCCCCAAGAAAGCCAGGCGGUUUUGGGGCAAAAUAGUUGCCAAGAACAACAAGAACAUGGCCUUCAAACUCAAGUCCAAGUCUUGCCAUGACCUAUCGGUACUUUAAGAACGUUGGACUCUGCCAGACCUUGUGGCAUUUUGUGGACAUUGCCUAACUAUGUCAUGGGACAAUCAAUCAAUCUAUAUUAGAUUGGGCUAUCAGUGACUUAGGUUCACAGCUGUGAUUGUGAUGAUAUGUGCUGGCAUAAGAACAGCACAGUGCAUGGAAAUAUCUCUCUUCCUUUUCUUUUUUAUUUUUUUUCCCCAUCAGUAGUUUUAGAAGAAAAUUAUAGACCAGAAUGACCCAAAGUUAUGCUGGGAAGUGUUCUGGAAUACACCUGUUCUUUCUUCUCUCACCUUUGGAUAAUAGUGUAAAACCCUCAAACGUCAUGACCUGGGAAGUGAAUACUAC
This is a messenger RNA of Acanthisitta chloris (rifleman), 1242 nucleotides long. RefSeq names its product GTP binding protein overexpressed in skeletal muscle (gene GEM). The coding region runs from base 4 to 897 and encodes 297 amino acids. The record is from RefSeq and is a predicted model, not a curated record. The transcript is spliced from 4 exons. Lineage: Eukaryota; Metazoa; Chordata; Aves; Passeriformes; Acanthisittidae. Gene Ontology annotation, biological process: negative regulation of high voltage-gated calcium channel activity. Gene Ontology annotation, cellular component: plasma membrane. Gene Ontology annotation, molecular function: GTPase activity; calcium channel regulator activity; GTP binding.